UUCCGCUUUCUAAACGCGGACGCGCGCAAAUCAUGAUAGUGCGUGCGCGCUUCCGUGAGGCACAGACAAAAAUGGCGGCCGCCGCCAGACUAGGCAUUAUAGUUCCCCGCAACUUUCGGCUGCUAGAAGAACUGGAGGAGGGUCAGAAGGGAGUUGGAGAUGGUACCGUGAGCUGGGGCCUGGCAGAUGAUGAAGACAUGACGCUAUCUCAUUGGAAUGGCAUGAUCAUCGGUCCGGCAAAGACUGUCUAUGAAAGCAGGAUUUACAGUCUGAAAAUCGAAUGUGGACCCAAGUACCCGGACCACCCCCCUCUUAUCCGCUUUGUGAACAAGAUCAACCUGACUGGGGUACACAACUCGAAUGGUGUGGUGGACAUAAAGACGGUGAUGCCUCAGACCAAGUGGAAGAGCAACUACAACCUCCGGAUGGUACUGCAGGCGCUCAGACAGCACAUGAUGACAAAAGACAACCACAGACUGUCCCAGCCGCCUGACGGCCAGAUGUACAGCAACUGAGGCUCCCGCUGCUUUCCCUCCCUGCUAAACACACACGCACACACACACAUUCACUAUCAAACACACACUCACACACACACAUAUAUAAAAAGCAUCCUUAACACUGAUUCUACCACUUUCCCAAAAAAGCAAAACCAUCAUGUAAUCCAAGACUCUCCACUCCCUCUUCCGUCCUUGGGGGCCUCCCAUUGGACAGAGGGAAGGGUGCGCAGGUGAACCUGACAUCCUCAACCAGUGCCCAUUCAUUAUGACAGAACAAGAAUACUGUACAUCUUACUAAUGUUAUUUUUUAUUAUCUUUGUGUUCUACAUCCUGAUUGUAAAAUAACAAACGACCUGAUUGAGUGUACAAGUCUUGUGUGUGUGUGAGAGUGUGUGUGUGUGUGUGCCAGGAUUCUUCACAGUUAGUCCCUGGUAUCAACUCGCCACUCAACAAAAAACAAGUAUGUUAAAUGUUUGGACCAUUCCGAUUUUUAUUUCAAACAUCUUGUAGAAUAAUGAAACAGAUUUUCCCCCUGAAAGAUUAAAAAAAGUAACCCCCCCUAAAAAGCUUUGCUUGGAUUCCUAGCCAGGGUUAGCCUCAAGUUCCCCAGCUUCCGCAAUCCCGACGAUGUGAAUUUGACGGGCCUCUCUAAAAACGGGCGCACGUCCGGUACACGGGGAUAAACUGCUACUCGACAUUCAGCGGCGUAUGUAUCAACAGGGCACUACUGGCUCAUCACUCAUGUUCUCAGACUCGUCUUCUGUGUGCCAUAUGGUUCAUAGCGCUUUGUGAUAGUGAUUGAUUAUUAGCAGCCAGUGGGAGGGGGAUAGUUUAAAGGGCGAUUGGGAGGGGGGUGGGGAGGGGGGUACAGGUCUUUGUGCUUUUCUUUCUUCAGAGAACGUAGAGCGUACGUAGAGCUUGAGUGAAGGAUCACCACUGUACUUUAGUCUGUGUGGGGCAGGAGGAGCUGUGAUUGUUCUCGUUUUCUUUUCUUUUUCUUUGGGUUUCUAGUUUUGGUUUCUUUAGUCUCUGGGCUAACCCGAGUCGUCUCAUCUCUCAUACAGUAACAAAAAAAGAAAAAAAAAAUAGCCCACUGAACGCAAUGUAUGGAUUUGGAUGUUUAUUUUAUAACAAGGGUUGAAUCUAAUCAGGGUGAUGGUGACCUAUUGCAUGGUUUUAUUUGAAUUAAAUGUUAUUACUUUUGCA
This is a messenger RNA of Labrus mixtus (cuckoo wrasse), 1703 nucleotides long. It is a transcript of the gene ube2v1, whose product is annotated as ubiquitin-conjugating enzyme E2 variant 1. The record is from RefSeq and is a predicted model, not a curated record. Lineage: Eukaryota; Metazoa; Chordata; Actinopteri; Labriformes; Labridae. Gene Ontology annotation, biological process: protein K63-linked ubiquitination; DNA damage tolerance. Bases 33 to 515 code for a protein of 160 amino acids. The transcript is spliced from 4 exons. Gene Ontology annotation, cellular component: nucleus.